CCGUCAUUGUAGUGUUACGCACGCGUCCGCCUUUGCACGGCGUCCGUCAUCGCCGCGUCGACAAUUCCGUACCGGACUAAUUCAAUCCGCGCGGACGAGGUUACAAUAACAACAUUAACGUAAUCGUAAUAUGUAUAGUAUAAUGUCAUCGUCGUACCUACCGAACAGCGGCUGUAGAAUAAUAUCGUUUUAACGGGACUAAAUCGCACAGUACCGCACGGCCGUCGGCGUUAUCUGUGCGUUAUCGGCUCUCGAACAAUGCGUCGUCGUAACGACCGUGUUUUCGUCGUAGAGCAAUAAAUUACUCUACAGUUUUCGUGCGUUAUCGCAGCAGUGCCGACCGAAUCGACCGCGGACAGUCGGUGCGCAAUAAUUAGUUCAGUCUGUCCGGCGGUUCCGCCGUGUCGUAAGAGUGCCGCGCCUCCGUGUACGAAUGUACGUCGCCGUAUAAUACGAACCGCAGCCCCGCUGUUCAAAAACGAAUUCGUCCGAUUUAAACGCGAUUUUUUCGUGUGUUUUUUUUUUCUCUAUUAUUUAUUCACGAGCGGCCGCCGACAAUGGCGUUGUAAAUUAUAUCACUAUGACCGGGCAGCGAAACACCCGUAAUGGAAUAUCAAAAAUUACUACGGUCUUCGUCGCGGCCGUCGACCAGCACGCCUCUGACCAAGGCGGCCACGUACGCGGGCUUUACGGGACCACAGAACGUCCGAUGCCGCCGCCGACUGGUUUACGACGACGAUUUCGGCGACGGAGACCAGCAUCUGCAGCACCUCGACCGGCACAACAACAACAACAAUAGCAACAACAGCACCAACGCCGCGAUCAACGCGACGACCACGUCGCUGGUCGACGAACUAGAACAGUUGCGGACCGACAAUUUUCAGCUAAGACUGCGCGUCUACAACGCCGAACGACGAGUGGACCGGCUCUCCGCGUCCCGAAAUGGAAAUCCGAAGAAAUGCAACGACAGUAGUAGCGAUAGCGACACGGGCACCGGUAGCGACAGCACCACCGACGAUAGUGGCGGCGGCGGCGGCGUUCGUGCCGGGAAAACGGCGGUCUCCUAUGACGAUCAGGCGAUCGCUGCGGCAAAGGCCAAGGCGACGGCCGAAGCGGCCGUACGCACCAUCCACGACUUGUUGACCGUCAACAAGCGGUUACUGGCGCUGUUAGCGGCCACGGUGUCGGCUAAAGCUGUCGCGGUCUCCGCUGGCGACAAACGACGCUGGCAACGGCUGAGAAAUCACAUCGAUAAUUACGAUCAGGUACAUAUAUUAUGCAUGUAUAAUUGAUAUAUGAGGUAACUCAGGAGUGUACGCAUACUCUUCCCUUUUAUAGGAUUACGUGGAGGAAGACGAGGAAACGCGACAAGACUCGAACAACGACGAAACGGACUCGUCGACGACGACGGAUUCUGAGACGUGCAUGACCAGGCUGUCCGCGAAACGAGCAACGGCUGCCAGUGAUAAACGACAAAUACCGUCUUCUCCGCCAACCCCGACACCGGCGCCCGCACACAACGAACAUCCCGCCGCGGACAACGAUAGUCCCGGUAGCGAAUUGGCAUGUUUACGGGCCCGGUGCCGACGGUUGGAACGGUCUCUACAGCAGCUGGUCAACACCGAACUGUGGGCCCGGAACCGGCAGAUCGGAAAACUCGAACAGCAACGGUACGUUACGCAGGUGGCCGAUGCCGCGGCACAACGAGAACGGCAACAAAUGAUGGCCGCCUCCGCCGUCCCCCCCGACCAGUCCUGUUCAAAAGCCGCGCCAACCGUAACUUCGCCGCCCGUGACAAAAGGAAUACUGGUGAAACGGUCUCCCGUUACAGGAACGAAAACUCCGCCGACGGCCGAAGCAGCGACCGCCGCGGGUACCGCGGCGGUCAUAACGACGCCGCCACCCGUGUUACCCGAUUACUCGGAAGUGAAUUUUUUCUUCAGCUGCGACGAAGUAGACGAAGAAGACGAAUCGGAGUCGAACACUUUGUCAUCGGCAGAAGAGGAUACGAACCAAUCCGACGACGUGGAGGAAGAUGAACCAGUUCGGUUGGUGCCGGCCGCGGUCACAGCGCCAUCGGUCACAGCGGGCUCGCCGACUGUUCGCCCGCGAAAACGUCAGCGGCGCAAGGGCGGUGCCGAGCCAGUAACGGUCUUGACGACAUCGUCGUCUACCGACUCCGUGCCGAUGACGGGCGGCGGUGGCGUCACGACAACGACGACGACGACGUCUCCAACGCUGUCACGACGAACGCACCGCCGACGUCGGCGGCGACGUACAUCGAGCGGACUCGGUCGGUUCUCGAUGUGCUGCCGUUGCGGCGGUGGCGUCAAAAACAGUCCGUCAGCGAUUGGAGCCGGGACGGCUGACGCGCAAGUGCAGUGCAGCGACCCGGAGAACGGUGGCGCGGCCAAAUCCAACAAGACCGGCAACGAUCAGUUGGUAUUGUUGCGCCGUGAACUGGAUGCUAGACGGCGGGAAAACAGCCGAUUGUACGACAUGUUGCUGAGACUCCAACGGGGACGCGACCGGAGAAAAGACGACGACGACCGCGAAGGUCCGAAAUCUCCGCCAUCCGAUCCAGCCGACGCAGACGCCCGCGACGUCACUGUAGAUUCCAACUCUGACCGGGCCGAUUCGCCCGAACCGUACAGACGGGCCACCCGGGCUGUCCGCGGCCGUAUCGCUGACCUGUUGCCACCCCUGUUAUCGUCGCGGUCGGCCUCCGUCGCUCCGGCGGUGAACGCACAGCGAGGUUCAGACGAACUUUGCCUAUCCGGAGCCGACGGUGGCGCGGGUGAACAACAACAACAACAACAACAGCUGCUGCUGCUCAGUCGACUUCGGGAACGCAUAUUGGCGUACGAACGGCAAGAGUUGCUCGGCGGAGGCGAUAACAGUCGGCCGUCCUUAUCGUCAUCCGCGGCUGCGGCGUCGGAGGUGACGGAUUCGGAGGGCGCUGUCCGCCGUAUGGAUCGAGCCGCCCUGGUCAACGUCGCGCUGCCGCGGGCGGUGGAUCGGCUCCGCCGCGCCCUGGUGCCGUUGAUGCAACAGCCCGACGAACCGGCGCCGAUCGAUCGGGUACCGCAGGAUUCGCCGCUGGAGCGGCGGACGCUGAUGCAGCUGUCGGCCUCCGGUGACGACGACGACCGCCGUCGGUAGGACGACGGCCACAGGACCGCGUGCAGAUUUUACGCACGGGUGUGAACGCCGCGACUCGACGUAGUUUAUUUUUAUUAUUAAACUACGACGGUUUUUUUCUUUUUUUUUGUCGUAACAUUUUUGUACGCCCGCCGAACAUUUUAAUGCCGCGCAGUUAAACGCUAUAAAAAAAAAAAAAAAUUAUACAAUUAUUUUGUACCCACGUAUUUUUACACAUAACACGUUACACGCGUGGACAGGAAUUUGACGAAACGACAGGCACUCCGCCGCCUGUUCCUAUAACAGGUAUUUACCCGGAUCGCCAAACACCGGUUGUACGUUAUCGUCGGCGCGUGCCAAAAAUCGUUGGAAUUUUUUAUUUUUAUUUAUUAUUGUUAUUAUUGUAUUCGCGUGUUUACGUUAUUUAUUCGACCGUAUUGACUGUGUUAUAUGAUCGACUCACACCCAUAUGCAUAAUAUUGUUAAUGUACACCAGUGUGACGCAUGACGUUAAAUAACGUUUAAAUUAUAAUAUAUUUUUACCUACAUUUAAA
Messenger RNA from Cinara cedri, 3695 nucleotides. The record is from the annotation of a GenBank genome assembly. NCBI's taxonomy places the organism in Eukaryota, Metazoa, Arthropoda, Insecta, Hemiptera, Aphididae.